CUGGGCGGGCCUUCCAAGUUUGGCGGAGUGGAUACCAUCUGAUGGAGUUGGGUCCCAGUGGGUUUUCUGAUUGUCCGGUACUGCACGAUAAAGAAAAUAUUGUUGUAUGCAGUGAGCCGAAAUCAGAGCUUAUGAAUGAAAAGAUUAUCAAACAAUGUGAAUUCUAUUUCUCGGAUGCAAAUAUUUUAAAAGACCAGUACCUUCUAAAUUUAGUCAAGUCAUCAAAAGAUGGAUGGGUGGAUCUCUCAGUAAUUGCAAGUUUUAAAAAACUACAGUCUUUGACGACGGACCUAAGCGUUAUUCGUCAGUCACUGACAGCAUCAACCAAAAUUGAGGUGUCAGAAGAUGGGAAUACAAUUCGACGCGUUGAUCCUUUGCCCACUUGGGACAAAUCCGUUUACUACCGUACCAUCAUAUUGUCGGAAUUCCCAGAAAAUUCAAACGUCACAGUAGAAAGUAUUCAAGAGUUCUUCACGACGAAUGGCCAUCCUCCAUCUUUAGUGCGUGUUCUGUUUCCAAACCGCAAGAUACCAUCUGAUCUUAAACGUUCACAAAUACUACAUAGUCAACUCGGUGUCAAAAUUUGUGCUGUUGUUGAAUUCCCUAAUCGACCUGAUGCAUUAAAAGCAAUCAAUUUAUCUCGCUCUCACUGGGGAAAAAUCUAUGCAUACCUUUUGUGUCAUGGCAAUAAAAAACUAAAUAAAAACCAACCCGAACAUAAGACUGUCCCCAAUACCACCAAUCCCAAGGAUGUUGCUGAUGACAAAGUUGAUCCCAUUCGCAAACCAUUUCUACGUCGUCUGGAUUGUCUUAGCAACAAUAGUAUUCAUGUGUCUCACGUACGAGAGCCAAUAGGUCCACCAACUGAAGAAAGUACUGGUUUUUCUCCUGGUUGGCAAAACAACCAGUCACAUAUAACAGAACUUUGCACAUUCGCUGAUGACCGGUACAAUCAAAUAUAA
Molecule: messenger RNA, 962 nt
Organism: Schistosoma rodhaini
Lineage: Eukaryota; Metazoa; Platyhelminthes; Trematoda; Strigeidida; Schistosomatidae
Source: the annotation of a GenBank genome assembly